UUAGUCACUUCAACCGAAACACGACACCUUUUUUCAGUCCACCAACUUUCUAGUCUAUCCUACUCCCUCUCUCUCACACAGUAACACAUACUCACGGAAUCUCAUUUCAUCCGCGUCAACGAAUACUGCACAUGAACGGUGUUUAAGAAGGUUCAAUAAGUCAUGGGUAACAAGAUAACAAAAAAGUCAAUUGAAGGCCGUUAUUCAUCUUAUGGGUCCAGUUCAAGUUCGUGGAACCAUGAUGGCUAUCCCCAGUCAACAUAUGAUCAGCCAAGUCACAAUUAUGUGCCUCAAUCUCCAUAUCAAUCCUAUGGAGGUCCUCCCCCUCAGUCUAAUAAGAGAAAGCUGGAGAGAAAGUUUUCAAGAAUAGAUGACAACUACAGCAGCUUAGAUCAGGUCACCGAUGCCCUUGCACGUGCUGGCCUGGAAUCUUCAAAUUUGAUUGUUGGUAUUGAUUUCACCAAAAGCAACGAGUGGACAGGGGCAAGGUCAUUUCAUAGGAGAAGUUUGCAUCACAUUGGGGAUCGGCAAAAUCCCUACGAACAAGCAAUAUCAAUUAUUGGAAGAACACUAUCCAAAUUUGAUGAAGAUAACUUAAUUCCUUGUUUUGGAUUUGGAGAUGCUUCAACACAUGACCAAGAAGUCUUCAGUUUUUAUCCAGACGAGAGGUUUUGUGAGGGUUUUGAAGAAGUGUUGAGACGAUACAGAGAAUUAGUCCCUCAAUUACGUCUUGCAGGUCCAACAUCAUUUGCUCCUGUCAUCGAAAUGGCUAUCACUAUUGUUGAACAAAGCAGGGGCCAGUACCAUGUUCUACUGAUCAUAGCUGAUGGACAGGUGACAAGAAGUGUUGACACUGAGCGUGGACAUUUAGGUCCCCAGGAGAGGAGAACUGUCGAGGCAAUUGUCAAAGCAAGUGAAUAUCCAUUGUCAAUUAUUUUAGUUGGAGUCGGCGAUGGACCCUGGGAUAUGAUGAGAGAAUUUGAUGAUAAUAUCCCUGCUCGAGCUUUUGAUAAUUUCCAGUUCGUAAACUUUACAGAAAUCAUGUCAAAGAACAUCGAUACCUCCAGGAAAGAAGCUGAAUUUGCCCUUUCUGCCUUGAUGGAAAUACCUUCUCAGUAUAAAGCAACACUCGAGCUCAACCUACUUGGUGCUUCUAGAGGAAAGGUUGUAGACAGGAUUCCCCUUCCCCCUCCCAGAUACGGUGGAGCUUCUUUUGUCACACCAAAGCCUCCCCAUUCUAACAAUUUUUAUCCAAGUGCACCUUCUUCUAGUGGACAUGAUUCAGUUUCUCAAAGGAGUCAGCCUGCAGCCGAUGCUUCUGAUAAUCAUCUUUGCCCCAUCUGCAUUACAAAUCAAAAGGAUAUGGCAUUUGGCUGCGGUCACCAGACUUGCUGUGAAUGUGGAGAAGACCUCUUGUCGUGCCCAAUCUGCCGAAAGACCAUUGAGACGAGGAUAAAGCUUUACUAAACAGCAUGACCCUUGCAUUCGCCCCAGCUCAGACGGACGAGAAAUUCGACGACUCGCAGCCUCAUAACAUGUCCAUACGGAAAGGAUUUUCAGUUCAUUUUCAUCUAAGAAAUAUAGGGCCCAGAAAUUUGGAGUUUACACCUUAGGCACCUCCAUUUACUACACAUUCAAUUUCAGCGAAUGAAAGGAUGCUUACACUUGGGUGCAGAAAUUUGGUUAGGGCUGAAAAGGGGUUGAUAAAUGCACAUUUGGAAGCUCCUCAGAUCCUUAUCUCAAAACAAAGGGAAGGGAAUUACGGCGAAACUGGUAGAUGCUAUGGACUUAUAAGAUUCAUACAUCUUGAGAUUCUAUUUUUCCCCCCUUUUUUACUCUAUUCUCGCUCGAGAAGUUAUAGUUGAGAAGACCACACACUGUUUAAUAAGAUUAAGAAAGAGAGAUAUUGAAUCUAAUAGCAUUCGAGACA
Olea europaea var. sylvestris is the source of this 1930-nucleotide messenger RNA. RefSeq names its product E3 ubiquitin-protein ligase RGLG2-like. NCBI's taxonomy places the organism in Eukaryota, Viridiplantae, Streptophyta, Magnoliopsida, Lamiales, Oleaceae. The transcript has 13 exons. The record is from RefSeq and is a predicted model, not a curated record. The coding region runs from base 163 to 1467 and encodes 434 amino acids.